UUGGAAGAGCAUCCCUUCUCCGGCGCUCCGCUCAGUAACAGUUACCUCGUCUCGGCAGCGGGAUCACGGAGAACUGUGGGACUUCACUGCAGGAAAACGCAGCCGUUCACGCGCGAGGAGCCUAUAUAAAUUGCACGCCUCACCUGGAUAAACCCGCCUUCAUACGGAGAGGAAAAGGAGAAGAAGAAAGCUAUUCCGAGUGUCGCAGCACAGCGGGCUGAAGGAAGCGAGAAGAAUAUGAUUCUCAAGCAGUAUUUGUUCUUUUCCCUUUACUGCUUCUGUGGGAUCGUUCUAAAAGGGACGGCAUCGAAAAAGGGGAGAGGUACCCAGAGCCAGUUCCCCAUCACUCAGAAUGUCACCGUGACGCAGGGGGGUACGGCGAACAUGACCUGCCGCGUGGAACACAAUGACAACACCUCCCUCCAGUGGUCCAACCCGGCACAGCAGACGCUGUUUUUCGGAGACAAGAAAGCUCUGAGGGACAACCGGAUCGAGCUGAUCCGGGCCUCCUGGCAGGAGCUGACCAUCAGCAUCAGCGAGGUGUCUCUAACGGACGAGGGCCAGUACACCUGCUCCCUCUUCACCAUGCCCGUCAAGACCACCAAGGCCUACCUCACCGUGCUGGGCGUUCCGGAGAAGCCGGAGAUCGACGGGCUCCCGAAGCCGGCGGUGGAAGGGGAGCACAUCACGCUCACCUGCGUCACCUACGGCAGCAAGCCCGCCGCCGACAUCAGGUGGUUCAGGAACGAGAAGGAGAUCAAAGGUGCCAAGGAGGUGAACGCCAGCGGGAAGACCUUCACGGUCCGGAGUUCCCUGCAGCUGCAGGUGGACCGCAACGACGACGGUGUGGCCUACACCUGCCAGGUGGACCACGUGUCCCUGGCCUCCGCCCCGCAGCAGGCCAUCGAGGUGCUGGAGGUGCACUAUGCCCCUCGUGUGGAGAUCGUGCCCUCUCUCACAUUCCCGCAUGAAGGACAGUACUUGAAGUUGGACUGUGUAUCCAAAGGAAACCCUGUGCCCGAGCCAGUGAGGUGGACCAAGGACGGGGCGGAGAUCACGGACCUGGAGAGGAUGAUCGUGGAGGGCCGGGAUCUCACCAUCAUGUCGCUGAACAAGACGGACAACGGCACGUACCGCUGCGAAGCCCGCAACGACCUGGGCAUCAGCGCGGCCGAAUACACGCUCUACGUGUACGACGUCCCCACCACAAUGCCUCCGCCUCCGACUCCCCCCCCUCGAGCCGCGCUCCCAGACACCACCGCUUUGUUAGACACCCGCGUCACCAAACCUGCAGCCACCGGCAUUGAGAGAGACCCCAAUGCCAUGGAGCAGAGCGGUCCUGACCAUGCAUUAAUCGGAGGAGUCGUCGCCGUCGUUGUCUUCAUCACGUUGUGUUUGAUAAUUGUGCUGGGGCGAUACCUGGCGCGGCACAAAGGGACAUACCUGACGAACGAGGCGAAGGGGGCGGACGACGCGCCGGACGCAGACACGGCCAUCAUAAACGCGGAGGGGAACCACGCGCACGCGGAGGAGAAAAAAGAGUACUUCAUUUAGACUGGGUCCCCCCCCUCCUCCCCCCGUCCUCGCGGAGACGCAGCCAAUCCGCUCCCUCCAUGUCGGCUUUUCUCCUCUUCCUCCCCCCCUCCUCCUCCUCCUCCUCUUCCUCCUCUCUUCUUUUACGCCCCUUCCGCUCUUUAUUUAUCUCUCCGUUUCGUUUGCGUUCGGUUUGUUAUUUUUCUGCCCCCCUCAGCCACAACCUCCCCUUACGUUUUUCGUUGGAUGGUUUUUACAAGCAACUAGCUGUGGAAAGAUGUCGCCUUUUUCUAUUUUGUAUCUGUGAAACAAAAAACCCUCCACAACCGUUUUAGACCAUUUUAACUCCCCCCGCACCCCACCCCCCAAGCUCACAAGCCCCCCCUUCUCCAUGUUGUGUUUACGCAGUGCCUAAAUAUACAGACAUACUUUGAAUUUCAGUCAAUGCCUUCAUUUAUUUAACUGACAAUGUAACUGGUUGCUUGCUUUUUUUCUUGAAAAUCAUUGUUAUGAUAUCGGUUAUUAUUAUUAUUAUUAUUAUUAUUA
Molecule: messenger RNA, 2079 nt
Organism: Conger conger (European conger)
Lineage: Eukaryota; Metazoa; Chordata; Actinopteri; Anguilliformes; Congridae
Product: cell adhesion molecule 2-like
Exons: 11
Coding region: 238-1554 (438 amino acids)
Source: RefSeq, a predicted model, not a curated record